AUGUGGAAGCCUCCGGAACACUUGCACAGAUCGUCUAGAUCUGAAUUAGGGCUUCGGACAACAAGGGAUCAUCGCUCUACAACGUUGAAACAGGUGCCGUCAACAAGCACUGCCUUUGAUACCCCUCAGCCCGCCGCUCUUCACCCUCUUACCUCUCCUACUCACUCCAUCAACCUCAGCAACAGUACCAAUGCUGCCAGGUUGCCCAAUUCAACGACUCCGUUGCCGAGAGCCCAUCAAGACGCUCGCAAACAUGGUCUGAUGACCAAUUACUCCAAGGCUACCCCUUCCACUUCCUCAACAGCUCAGCCCCGGUCGACAACGCCCCCUAGACCAAAGCACCAAUCGCGCUACUCAUCAGACAUGAAUGACAAUUGUAUACACUUAGAUGCUGCUCUUAGGAUGUACUUAGAUACGAAUAAUAAUCAUGCCAACAACACUGAGACUACGUCUAACUCAAGCCGACGCUCCCAACAGAGCUCUCAAUGCUGGAGCAUUAGUAACAAACGCUCCCAGCACGAGAACAACAGCCUCACGGUCUCGGAUACGCACAACAUAGUAGUGGUUAACAAAGAUACACUUCGUCGAGCACACAAUAGUAGCAUACAUACAUCUAAGGAAUGGUUCAGAGAGCGCGACGCACCUUUCAGCCCAAGCCAUCGUCGCAAGGAAGCUGUCUCAUCGUCUACAUCAACUCAUGAGGCCCGCACGGCUACGGCGCAGCAUGAACGUGUUGAAAACUAUAUGGACGACCGUCACAAACGUUCAUAUCAACAAUUAAGCUCUAAACAAUCAUUGCUGAAAGAUAUUUACUCACCGUCAACUGAGAGAACGUUGCCGUGCAUCCCACGCGACCCACCGUAUACUGCAGGUGACCCAUCGCACGCCCUAAGCAAUCCGCCGUGCAGCCUGAUCGACCACAACAGUGAGGAUCCAGUCAAUCCUUUGAAUCAUAGCAUCAGCUAUGAUACAAUGCAGGAUAACUACCUGGUCAACAACACGGACAACGGCUGCGAAGCCUCAGGCAGUCAACUAAGCUUUGAACCUGAUACAGAGUCUAAGUACUUACCCGCAACGGUAAGACAGCCAGAGGAAUGGCACACUAAGACUAAGACUCGACGAGGUCAGGCAACGGUUAGCUCCCAAUGCUCGCCAGACCAAGCUAUAUCAUACAACCGCCGCUACGAAUCAGUUGCAGAGAGUUUGGAUUUAAGCAAGUACGCACCAACAGUUGCAGUACAGCUAGACGAAUGGCUGGUACAGCCUAGAACAUGGCAGCACGAGGAGACUACUAGCUCCCGACACUCAACAGAACAGGUUACACCACACGAUAGCCGUAGUUCAUCGGCGACUAGCAGUCCAGAACUAAGGAAGUACUUACCGUAUUUGCCUGAUACCCCCGCGUACGCGAUUACAGAUAAGGAAAUAGCAGACUAUUUGUUUCAGCCUGCUAGUGCCGGACUUAUCUCUGAGACCCGAUUGGACCCGGAAAUUAGCCGAGCCAGAAGAGCACUUUGGCGGUUGGCACGCAACUUAUAUAAUCUACCCAUGCCGACUCAGCAAGACAGUUACACUCCAAACCAAUCAUGUGAAACAUGGGCCGUACAUUUAUUUGAGUUACUAGAUAUAGUUACUACAUUCAGACCAACCUGCCUUAUCACUAAUAAGUUAAUUCCUGCCCAAGACAUACAUUACUGGCCUGAAUACGGCAAACUUCAUAUCGCCUAUAAUAGUCUAGUUGCUAAGAUCAUUCGGCAAUCAAAUGAAUUUAACUUACUACUUCUAACACCAGAAUGGCCGGCAUCCAAAUGCUUGUUUGACGCAUGCGUUCGAAGUAGCAGCUGUUAG
Rhizoctonia solani is the source of this 1848-nucleotide messenger RNA. Its product is annotated as Retrovirus-related Pol polyprotein from transposon. The transcript has a single exon. Lineage: Eukaryota; Fungi; Basidiomycota; Agaricomycetes; Cantharellales; Ceratobasidiaceae. The record is from RefSeq and is a predicted model, not a curated record. Bases 1 to 1848 code for a protein of 615 amino acids.